AUGCUUGUUAGGCGCCAUGGGCUGAAUCAAAUUGCCAGAGUGGCUUCGCGCCUCUCAAUCGCUCCUGUCGGGUUCGCGGCAACAAGGUGUUAUAGUCAACCAGUUGAACCGAACGAUGUUGCCAUUCUAGGUGGAGGUAUUACUGGUCUCGCUACCGCACAUUACCUAUCUCGAUCGAACCCAAAUCGCAAAGUCACCAUCUACGAAAGCUCGCCACGACUCGGUGGCUGGUUGCACACGGAAAAGGUGGAGAUAGACGAUGGACACAUUCUCUUCGAAAAGGGUCCGAGGACGUUACGUCCAGCUGGCAAUGGUUCUUUGACCGCUCGUCUGGUCAGUCAACUUGGUCUCGAAGAUGAUACCAUCUUCACCAUGAAGACUGCUCCCGCUGCUACGAACCGCUUCAUCUACUAUCCGGACCAUAUCGUUCGUGUGCCUGCGCCGCACCCAAAGCUAGGCGUCGGACAGAAUGCAAAUGCUUUAGCUCACGCUCUUACAUACGAGCCUGCUUUCAAAGGCAUUCUUGGACGUGUUCUACUUGAGCCUUUCAGACCUGGCAGACAUCCCAGUGUGACCGACGAGUCUGUCGGUGACUUCUUCGCUCGACGCAUAGGUCGGAGAUUGGUCGACCAGGUCAUGUCGGCCGUUGUUCAUGGUAUCUAUGCUGGUGACAUCUACCAACUCAGUAUGAAGAGUAUAUUUCCCAGUCUCUGGAGAUUAGAAGAAGAGCAUGGCAGUAUUAUCACUGGCCUGGUGCAUAACAUGGUCGAAGGAGCACAAGUUCCCAUGAAAGAGCUAGAGUUCAUCAACACCAUGAAGGAACCUUAUCCAUUUGGUCAGGAGUUUCGAAAGAACUUCCGCAGGUCGAAUGUGUUCACGUUCCGGUAUGGUCUUCAGCAAUUGGUCGACAAAUUGGAAGAGUCAUUGAAACAACAGCCGAACGUAAUCUUCCAGCUUGGCCAAGAAGUCACCGACAUCAGAAACACCGAACACAAGGUUGAGCUCGAAGCCACACACUCGAAGGAAGGAUCGGCCUCGAAGCACAGGCACACUCAUGUCAUAUCUACUUUGUCUCCAGACAAGACAUCGCAGGCCGCUUCGCUAAUGAAUCGUGACUUCCUGAGCUUACCUAUCUGUCCGACUCCAACAGUAAUGACUGUCAACCUAUAUUACCGCAGUUCCGAUAUUCAUCCGCCUGGCUUUGGGUACCUCAUACCUCUUGGAAUAUCCAUGGAUCAGAAUCCAGAGCGUGCGCUAGGUGUCACUUUCGAUAAUGCUUACUCAGCCGCAACACCAGACGACAAAGACUUCGUUGGCCCCCUGCAGGAUACUGUGUCCAACCGAGGAACAAAGGUCACGGUCAUGCUGGGUGGCCAUUACUGGGAUGGCUGGUCAUCGUACCCUACCAAUGAAGAAGGCCUGCAGAUGGCGCAGUCUAUUAUGGAGAGACAUCUUGGCGUGACAGAAAAGCCCGCGGCUCACAAAGUCAAUCUCAAUCUCAACUGCAUCCCUCAGUACACUGUCGGAUUCGAAGACCGAGUGAAGAGGUUCCACGAUGAGCUCUCAUUGCGUUACUCUGGACGUUUACGCGUUGCUGGGAACUGGGUCAGAGGUGUGGGUGUCAACGAUUGCAUCAGAAGCGCAUGGGACGUAGCGCGUGAGCUUGAUACUAGCAACUUGACUGGACUCGAGUGGAUCGUGAAGCCAAAGAACUGGGUUACGGUCCAGGUGAAAGCCAAAAAAUGA
Messenger RNA from Aureobasidium subglaciale EXF-2481, 1746 nucleotides. RefSeq lists its product as uncharacterized. The transcript has 2 exons. NCBI's taxonomy places the organism in Eukaryota, Fungi, Ascomycota, Dothideomycetes, Dothideales, Saccotheciaceae. Gene Ontology annotation, biological process: heme biosynthetic process. Gene Ontology annotation, cellular component: mitochondrial inner membrane. The record is from RefSeq and is a predicted model, not a curated record. Gene Ontology annotation, molecular function: protoporphyrinogen oxidase activity, oxygen as acceptor. The coding region runs from base 1 to 1746 and encodes 581 amino acids.